Messenger RNA from Candidula unifasciata, 474 nucleotides. The record is from the annotation of a GenBank genome assembly. Lineage: Eukaryota; Metazoa; Mollusca; Gastropoda; Stylommatophora; Geomitridae.
AUGGCAACAACGGCAUAUAUGAACGAGACUGUGAACAUCACCUUACCCGAAGCUCCAACGUUCACUACCGCUAGUCUCACAAAAACGAUCGUUUUCGGAGUUAUGUUUGUGGUCUCUUUCAUUGGAAACUUGGCAACUUUGGUACAGAUGAAACGUCUUCGAAACUGGAAGAGCACAUUCAAAACUCUUAUAAUCAACCUGGCCAUAGCGGAUUUGUUGGUUGCUUUCUUCUGCAUCGCCGCGGAUGCCGCCUGGGCUGCUACUGUGCAGUGGUUGGCCGGAGAUCUUAUGUGUAAAUUCGUCAAGUACAUGCAGGUAUUUCCCCUUUAUCUGUCAACAUACAUCACCGUUGCAAUCAGCUUAGACCGAUGUGUUGCCAUUUUGGACCCUAUGCGCAGAAAUAGCGCCGCCCACAGAGUGCGCGUGAUGAUCUGCUUUGCAUGGAUAUUCAGCGCUCUGUUUAGUAUCCCACAG